CUACUGUUGCUGGGUUUGUUGCGCAUGCGUGUAUUGCUCAAUCUUUUCCAACGUGGCGUGUGAAGGGGUGAAGUUACUAUCUUCUUGGAUCCUCUAUUUCUAAGCAAUUCUCGGUCUCAGUCAACACUGCAAUAAUGCCUACUACACAAAGAAGAGGUGGCAAAGCAAAGAAGGUCACCAACAAGUUUACCAUUGAUUGUUCAACUCCUGUUGAAGAUGAAAUCAUGGAUGUAGCUGCCUUUGAGGACUUUCUGCGUGGUAGAAUCAAGGUGGGGGGUAAAGUGGGUACCAAUGUCGGCAGGCCCGGAGAAGGAAAGGAGGUGACUCUGAGUAGGGCCAAGAAUGAUAUCGAAGUGUCAGCAGAAAUCCCAUUCUCUAAGAGGUACCUCAAGUAUCUGACCAAGAAGUUUCUGAAAAAGAACAAUCUUCGUGACUACAUUCGAGUGGUGGCCAGCAGUAAGACCCAGUACGAGCUGAGGUACUUCCAGAUUAACACUAACGAGGAUGAUGACUCCGGAGAGGAAGACUAAUUAAUAGACUGAUUGUCGUAUAAUUAAUAUUGAUGGUUUGGUUUUGUACUCUAAUGUUUGAUCCAAACUAUUAUGAAGAUUCCA
Molecule: messenger RNA, 614 nt
Organism: Halichondria panicea
Lineage: Eukaryota; Metazoa; Porifera; Demospongiae; Suberitida; Halichondriidae
Product: large ribosomal subunit protein eL22-like
Exons: 4
Coding region: 135-530 (131 amino acids)
Biological process (GO): cytoplasmic translation
Cellular component (GO): ribosome
Molecular function (GO): structural constituent of ribosome; RNA binding
Source: RefSeq, a predicted model, not a curated record